AUGCAUGAGAUUAAAUUUGGGGUUGAUCGAAUGCAACCAUAAAACCAAAGAGCAAUCAACCAUCUAUUUGAUCGAUGCACUAUUGCAGUAAACUUAAAUCUUUUUUCUAUAAACUAAUCAAUUGGGCCCUAUCUAGUAAUUGAUAUCAUAAUAAAUAGGGCAGGAAUGACCAAUUACAACAACGAGGACGUCGUGACUUACUAUAAGAUGGUCAAUUUCAUCAACAACAGUAGAAUUGACAUGUAUAGUAUAAAUGUUACAUCCAAAGAACUUACCACCUUCACCAUAAUAGACAAAUUAAUUUUCAAGUUGUAAUCGUUGAACAUAUACAAUUUCUUGAUUUACAAUUCAGCCAUCUACGUUUUAUCAAAAGAACUGGGAGUCUGUUAUAUUAGGAAUCAACCAUACAAUUAUUGUUGGAAGUUUAAUGACGUCUUCAAUGUCUUCAGUGUCUACAUCCAAUAAAAUGGAUUUCACAAUAUACUUUUGGGAUCUACUACAACUUCUGAUAUCUUUAAAGCGUAUUUGUUGGAUGACGAUACCUACAAAAUCAAUCAGAUUUACAAGUUAUCAAAAAAUAUGACCUUUUCAUAAAUAUUCCACAACGAUAAAUACAGUUUCAUUAUUGGACACAAAAAUAACAACACUAGGAGGUAUUUCAUUGAAAUUUACAGUCAAAUGGACGACUUCACAUCCAAUUUGUAUAAGACUAUUGAAAUCGCUUCCUCCAAAGAGUUAUUCUAUUUUGAUAGUCUAAACAAUAAUGCCUAUGCAAUUAACAAUAAGUCCAUCUUCAUUAUCACCCCAUAAGUCUCAUAUCUCACUAUUGAUGAUGGUCAAUGCUUUGAUGAAACCAUUGAAAUCAAAGCAUAGGUUCCUUCUAUGGAGUUGGAUACCAUCUGCAAUUUCAUAUUCCAUGUUAUCAAACUGGAGGAAGGCAGCCAAGAUAUUUAUGACAAAUCAGAAUUGGAACACUCACUAAUAGUCCUAAAUCAGAGUAUUAAUAAUUUUUAUUUGAAUAAUUUUGUGAUCGGUCCCAACGUCAACUAUUAUUUAUACAAUACAUCAUUAGAGAAUUCAAAUGAAAAUGAUUUUGAGAAAAUCAAAUUCAAAGAGCAAUUUACAAUUUCAUAUGCCCAAACAAUGGAAAUCACUUCUAUUAUCUACAAUCGUGCAUUUAAGUCUGUGAUUGGAGAUCAAUACAUUCAAAUAAUCUAAUGGAGAGACUUAACUCUCCAAAUAUUUAAUUGCGUUAUCCCUGGAAGUGAGAAGGACAUCAAUUGCGUUUAUAAAUAAAACUUCAAACUGUUAGAUUCAGUCUUGUAAAUUGUCAGCGGAUUGUAGUGUUCAACUGAAUGCUUCGUUAUCAGACAGCAAAAAAGAGCAGAUCUUUACAUUGAGUAUAAUAAUAAGUUUAUAUUUACCAAUUGUUUCAUUGAAUCACAAUACAAUAUCCAGACAAUUAAAUUGCAUUUAGAAAAGUAUUUAGUAGAAUUAGAAAACAAUAAGAUUCAAAUAUUCUUGCCAACUUAUAGAUAAACAAUGACUUGCAAUUUCGAAAAGGUUUUCGAGAUUGAUUCUCUUUAAUUAGAGGAACUUAUAAAUACAACAAGGACAAUCAAUAUAUUUAAUGUUAAAACUAAUAUCAACAUUUACAACAUCUACAUUUCAACUAAUUUAGGUCUAAUCAUCAUAGAUCCAGGCUUGUUGAGGUUCCAACAAGUUCAGUUAAUUGCAUUCGUUUAAUUUAAUUAAUAAUUUGACACAGUACUAUAAGUGAUUAGAGAUCGUAUCAUCACAUUAUAGUAUAAAUAGAUAACGAUUAUCAAUCUAGUCUAAUAAAAUUUCUAUUACACUGAAAAAACAUUGCCUAAUUUCAAUUUUACGAUCACAAAUAUAACAAAUUCAUAAGUGGCUUUUUCUCAAAAUUAUUUGUAUUUGCAAGCAAAAGAUGCUAAUUACACUGAUGUUAUAAUAGUUUACAAAGUGGAUGAACCUGAAAUUUCAUCUUUUCAUACAUACUUUAUUAAAAAUAAUAAUUUAGAUUUUAGCUUAAUAUAAAAAUAAGAUGACGAAGUAUUUUUAAUACAGUUGUUCGAGGCCCAAAAAUUAUACAGUUAAGUUAAUUUAUAGUUCAAAUCAUCUUAGUCAAAAAUAAUUAAGGUUGUGUUUUAAGGGUUUAAAAGUUAUGCAAAAUUAAUGGAUAUAAAUGUCAAUGUGAAAACUGCAGAGAAGCAAUAUAAUCUUUCACUACUAAUCAAUGAAACAUAAAGCAUAAUUUAUGAUGAUUCGAUUUCAGACUUCAUCAAAUUAGAUGGAUAUAAUGACUUCAUUGAUGGAAGUGUAAGUGAAUGGUCAAUCAAGUGUUUUUCUUGCUAAAAAGAAUUAGAACUCAUCAAUAACAUCAACUAUAACCAAUAUUUAACAUAAAUCCCAAAUGCGACUUAAAUUAAACAUACUGUUGAUUACGUGCUUAUCUAAUAGGAGUAGAGCAUAAUUGCAAUUGAUAAUUUUGGAAUGGUCAAAUUUUACAUUCCAUUACCUGUGUCUGAAUACUCAACAAAGUGUACUUCCAUAACUGCCAAUACUUGGGAAAACAAAACCAAGUUAGUCGUAUCUGUGUGUAAUACAAAAUCAUAAGCUUAAUUUUAUAUUACAUCAUUUCUAAGUUCGUUACCUGUCCCUAUGGGUCCUUUCUAUUCCCCUUUAGUAAUUAACCAAAUCACUCAUAUAAGAAUGUUAAAUGAAAUAUUGUUUAUUUUAGAUGUAGUGACAGAAUACGUCUACUUGUUUAAUCUAACAAUUGAUGAAAAUUAGGCGGAUUCUUUGAGAGUGAUGAACAGAUUAAAUGCUAGAGAAUUCACUGCUGACAAAGGCCAAGUUUUUAUAAACUUACCUACUAUUUUUGCUCACAAAUUCAUCAUGUAAAGCAUACAAAUUACAAUAGAAUUUAUCAUUUAUACCUAUCCUCAAGAUUUUGCUUAUACUCUAGAUUUGAUAUUCUUCUUAUCUGAAUAAGGAUUUACAGACUUACCAUCCAACAUAGUACCGUAAUCUUUGAUAGUAGCGGAGACAGCACAGAAGGAUGAAUUACAAUAUUACAGAAUCAUAGUGGCUAAUCAAAAUUUUCAUCAUUACGAAUUAGAGAUUUCAAUUGGAUAUCCAGACAAUUCAAUUAAAUUCAAAUUCGUAAGGGCUUACAUGUAAUAUGGAUAUUUCUACGCUAACGGAAAGAUUCGAGUCUCAGAAGAGACUCAGGGAUUCUUCGGUUUGAUUUACCAAAAUCCUUUAGAUGAAAAAUAGAAGCUAUUGAUUGUGUAUGAUAGGUUUAGUAAAAGCUAAGAAAAACUUCGUAAGAUUCUUGGAGGAUAUAAGAUAUGUUCAAAUAAUUAAAUACUGUUUGAUUUUUUGCAUUUUAAGAAGAGGAACGAUGAGUUUUCAUAUGGUAUCAUCUUGUAAGAUGGGCCUGUCUUGAGUUCUUUGACUUUAUCGAGAUAUUUGGCUAUUAAAGUAAAUUUCAAGGAAUUUCAAACUCAAAACAUUACCUUCAAUGCUUCGAAUGACUUUGGAAAAUGGGUUAGUUUUAAAGCAGAUAUUUAUAAUAGAGCAGGAUAAGCAAAUUUACUUUUGAUAAUGUUGUCUUUGGCGAUUGUUGUAUUUAUAGUGAUAUUCUCAUCUUGGUUAUAUGUAAUGAACAAACUGAAAAAACUCUAAGUUAAAGAGUUGGAUGCGAUAAUGGAAGAGGAGGAAAUAGUUAAAGAAAGUCAAUGA
Messenger RNA from Paramecium tetraurelia, 3771 nucleotides. RefSeq lists its product as uncharacterized. Lineage: Eukaryota; Ciliophora; Oligohymenophorea; Peniculida; Parameciidae. The transcript has 6 exons. The record is from RefSeq and is a predicted model, not a curated record.